This is a messenger RNA of Amoebophrya sp. A120, 1780 nucleotides long. Lineage: Eukaryota; Dinophyceae; Syndiniales; Amoebophryaceae. The record is from the annotation of a GenBank genome assembly.
AUGUGUGAGCAAGAUAGACGGGAAGCCGGCAGGAAAUUAGAAAACCAGGAAAGCCGCAUUAGAGCGCUGCAGGCGGAGGUCGAGCGAGCAAAGACCGCCGCAGCGACCGUGGCGCGGGAAUCGAGAGAGAAAGACGAACGGAUUGAUCAGCUCGAGGAAAGCGUCACGCUUCUGGAAAACGAAAAAGACGACCUAGAGGGAGAGAUCGAUGCCUCGUGCCGACAGAUGGGUGCAUUAGCCGGAUUUUCGAACAGGAAGAAAUCAAACGGCGCUCAAGUUGAUGGCGGUCGCCUUUCUUGCAAGCCGGGACAUCGCCAGGCAGUUGCGGUAGCUGCUCAACGGCCACAAAACCCGGAUGGCCAUGGGUACUAUGCUGAGAUUGAGCUGACGGGGGACCCUGUGGCGGAAAUACAUCGAUCGGUGAAAGAGAUCAGCCUGGCCUUUACUUAUAGCGCUGAGGGACGUGCCCCGUGCGGCUCGUGUCUAACUUCGCUACACGACGGAGCAGAUGAGGGACGCAACAAGUGGGGUGUUGAAUGGGACUCCGAGAAUGGUGACAUGUGGUGGACCUGUGAUGGUAUGUACAAUAUCGAUCUUUACAAGAAGCUGCAAAUAACGGGAAUGUCUGUCGGAUCAACGCUGGGUGUUUGGCUGCGCAAUUCCGACAAAAGUGAAAGUGGUUGGGUGCUGUCGUUGGUGGUGAAUGGCGUCCGCGUCUACAAUGUGGAAUGUCCGCUCACUGCUGCAGAUAAAUAUGAUAGCCGAAAGAUGUGGAUUAUUGCCGGGAUAAGGACGUUCAAAGAUUGCACUACGGGAAUCAGGCUCAUGGAGGAUGCUCGCCCUCCGCUGAUGACCGUGGAUUCCAUUUUCGUUUACGAUUGGGAGAAGGGACGUUUACGGUUGCGAAAAGAAACAUUUUUUAGGGUAGCCCAGUGGCGUGACGUUCACGAUAGCAGUCCGAGUACUGAAGCAACGGUGUCGGACGACGAUGAGCAUGAGGAAGCUUUGCUGUUGAAACAUGUCUCACCACAAGAUGCUUACGCUGGAAGAGCUUGUCGCGAAAUAAUUUUCCGCAUGUCGCGAACUAAUUUAUACAGCCUAAUGGAAACAGAUAGUGGCAAAAAGAUGCUGCGGGAACUUCAGUCGUACUUCAACCACCGCCCCCAACUCCGAGAUACCAUUCUGUUACUCUUUAUUGUCGUUGGUCACGACGUGUUGCUCCGCCCUGUUCGAUCCUUUUACAUAUGCCUUCUCGGAGCCUUGAUCGAAGAUGCCAGUAAACUGGGUCAUCGGUUGCCUGCGCUGGCGGAGGACUACCUGCGCCACCGUUGCCAAGUAGUACUAGCCACAAAUGGCAAGACCGGAACCGGAGCGGGCAUGGGCGGUUAUUUUCACUGGAACGGCAACACCCUGACGUGGGACCAUACUGGAAGUGAACAGGUGAAACUGCUCACCCGGUAUGAGGAGGUGCGCAGGAACGCCGGUAACGAGGACGACAGAGAGCCAUCGGCUACGCACCCGACUGCGAGCAGUUCCAGCAGCUCUGACGCGAUGUUGCUGGGCUAAAAACUAGCGUCUGCUUGUUUUGCUAAAGCUCGAAAUCAGAGAUCAUUGGUGGUCCUUUUUGCUGGUCUUAACGACUUGAGACCCACCUUGAUAUUUCGAAGCGGUAAGUCUAACUCUUGCAAUUGCGCAGUUCACGAAUACGAGUAUUGCAAUAAAGCCUAAGCGGCUUGACUGCUCUCGCAGAUGAAAACGAGCACGCAGUUCUUGACAAGUG